This is a messenger RNA of Bipolaris victoriae FI3, 162 nucleotides long. RefSeq lists its product as hypothetical. Bases 1 to 162 code for a protein of 53 amino acids. Lineage: Eukaryota; Fungi; Ascomycota; Dothideomycetes; Pleosporales; Pleosporaceae. The transcript has a single exon. The record is from RefSeq and is a predicted model, not a curated record.
AUGAAUGGUUGGGAAACUACUAAGGAUCCCACCAGGUAUGACCAUCGCGGGGCUCGAGGUCACGUGAUAAGCUAUCCCGCUAAGACAGGACAUCCCACCAAGUAUAGAAUAGCAAUAAACUUAAGGAUAGCAUGCUAUCCUAGAUAUCCCGCUAAUAGGUAG